Messenger RNA from Nymphaea colorata (pocket water lily), 2049 nucleotides. RefSeq lists its product as uncharacterized. The coding region runs from base 1 to 2049 and encodes 682 amino acids. NCBI's taxonomy places the organism in Eukaryota, Viridiplantae, Streptophyta, Magnoliopsida, Nymphaeales, Nymphaeaceae. Gene Ontology annotation, biological process: DNA integration. The record is from RefSeq and is a predicted model, not a curated record. The transcript is spliced from 4 exons. Gene Ontology annotation, molecular function: nucleic acid binding.
AUGCUCCAGAGCGGCAUUAUACGCCCUAGUAGUAGUCCCUUUUCUUCACCAGUCCUCUUGGUCAAGAAAAAAGACAAUACUUGGCGUUUCUGCAUCGACUAUAGAGCCUUAAACGAGGUGACCGUCAAGGAUCGACACCCGAUACCGGUCAUAGAUGAGUUGUUGGAUGAGUUGGCCGGCACCACUAUCUUUUCAAAAAUUGAUCUUAGAGCCGGCUAUCAUCAGAUCAGAAUGCAUGAUGAAGACAUACUGAAGACAGCUUUCCGGACGCACGACGGGCAUUAUGAGUUUCUAGUAAUGCCCUUCGGUCUUAGUAAUGCACCGGCUACUUUUCAGCGGUGUAUGAACGAUGUGUUUCGAGAAUACCUUAGAGACUUCAUCCUUGUUUUCUUCGACGACAUCCUCAUCUACAGCAAGAGUGAGGAAGAGCACGAGCAACAUCUGAGGAUCACAUUGAGAAUCUUGAAGGAGCACAACCUUUUUGCGAAUAUGUCCAAGUGUAGUUUUGGACAAUCUUCGAUUGGAUAUUUAGGACACAUCGUGUCCAGAGAAGGGAUGCUCAAGAAAGGGGCUUUCCAGUGGAAUGAGAAGUCUAAGGUCGCCUUCGAGAAGCUGAAGGCAGCCCUCAUGUCAGCCCCCGUCCUUACACUUCCAGACUUCACGAAGACGUUUACCAUUGAAACAGAUGCUUGCGAAGUGGGUGUUGGAGCAGUGUUAGGACAAGAGGGACAUCCCAUCGCGUAUAUGUCCAAAGCAUUAACAAGCAGAGCAAAACCUCUCUCCACAUAUGAAAAAGAACUGCUUGCUAUAGUGAUCGCGGUGGAAAAAUGGCGUCCGUACUUGAUAGGACGCAGGUUUAUUGUCAGGACUGAUCAAAACAGUCUCAAGUACAUGCUUAAGCAGCGUGUGUCUACCCCUACCCAGCAGAGAUGGCUUGCCAAACUCUUGGGGUACGACUUCGAGAUUGAAUAUAAAAAGGGGCCUGACAAUAAGGCGGCAGACUCUCUUUCCCACCUGACUGAACAACUGAUGACACUUUCGGUAGUGGAAACCGACAUCUGGACCAGAUUAGCCCAGGAUCAGCAAAAUGAUCAAUCCAUACGUACCGCCCACCACCCACAGACUGAUGGGCAAAGUGAGAUCGUCAACCGGUCCUUAGAGACUUACCUACGGUGCUUCGCGGGUGAACGACCUAUGACUUGGGUCAAAUAUCUGCCUUGGGCAGAAUGGUCUUACAACAUGAGUCAUCACUCGUCUACAGGCAUGACGCCUUACGAGGGAGUCUACGGUGUUCCUCCUCCAUCGAUUCCAAGAUAUGAGGGAGGUACAGCUGAAGAUGACAAUGUUGAUUGUGAGCUGCGUACGAGGGAAGAAGUUUUAGAAUCUCUAAGACAGAACAUCCUCAAAGCACAGAACCGCAUGAAGCAGGUAUACGACAAGGGAAGGCAGGAUCGGGAAUUCACGGUGGGGGACUAUGUCUGGCUUAAGAGGCUGCCUCUUAAGCAGAGAUCCCUAAUGGGCCAGCCAUACUCCAAGCUAUUGUCUCGAUACUAUGGCCCAUAUCCGGUAAUCCAAAAAGUGUGGAAGGCCGCGUAUAGGCUUGGUCUCCCUAGAACAGCUCAGGUGCAUCCAGUCUUCCACGUCACACGACUGAAGCCUCAUGUGGGGGAUGUACCUACGCUAAUUGAGCAAGUGCCGGAUAGCUUACCAACCCCUUAUCGCAUUUUGAAACAUACAUAUAUGCAACGACAAGGGAGGAUGAGGCAUGAAGUUCUUGUGGAGUGGGAGGGACCCGACAGGGACCCAGCAGGGGCCGAGCUGGCCGAACCUAGCCAGAGGAAGCGCAAGGCUUCCGACCUAGGGGCUCGGUCUUUGCAAUGCAUCAAGAGUAGUCCCAAGAAGAAGAUUGAAGCAUCAGAUACGGUUGCAGCGGGAGGAGCAACUGGGUCUUCAACGGUGCUUGAAUUACAGGAGUCUCAGGGUGACUGUGGUCCAGAAAUCAGGUUCGUAGAGACUAAACCCAUCGAGCCUAGUCCGCACGUGCCUUGA